This is a messenger RNA of Alternaria ethzedia, 741 nucleotides long. RefSeq names its product Ras GTPase. The record is from RefSeq and is a predicted model, not a curated record. Gene Ontology annotation, molecular function: GTP binding; GTPase activity; GDP binding. The coding region runs from base 1 to 741 and encodes 246 amino acids. Gene Ontology annotation, cellular component: plasma membrane. Lineage: Eukaryota; Fungi; Ascomycota; Dothideomycetes; Pleosporales; Pleosporaceae. The transcript has 2 exons. Gene Ontology annotation, biological process: signal transduction.
AUGGCGGGGAAAAUGACGCUGUACAAGCUGGUGGUGCUGGGCGACGGUGGUGUGGGAAAGACCGCCCUGACCAUACAGUUGUGCUUGAACCACUUCGUUGAGACGUACGACCCCACCAUUGAAGACUCGUACCGCAAGCAGGUGCAAAUUGACGGCCAGUCCUGCAUGCUCGAAGUCCUCGACACGGCUGGCCAAGAAGAAUACAUCGCCCUGCGGGACCAAUGGAUACGCGACGGCGAGGGCUUCGUACUCGUCUACAGCAUCUCAUCACGCUCCUCCUUCGCCCGCAUACAGCGAUUCCACAGCCAAAUACAGCGCGUCAAAGAGACGGCCAUGGCUGGCUCACCGACCUACCCCGGCUCGCCCAUCAGCGCAUCAGCUCCCAUGUUCGGCCAGGCCCCUGUGAUGCUCGUCGGAAACAAAUGCGACCGUGUCACGGAGCGUGAAGUCUCCACCCAAGAGGGUCAAGCUCUCGCAAAAGAACUCGGCUGCGACUUUGUCGAGGCAUCCGCCAAAAACUGCGUCAACGUAGAAAAGGCCUUCUUCGACGUCGUUAGACAGCUCCGACGGCAACGACAAGGCAGCGGACGCAACCCCACAGACAGGAAAGAAGCCCGCGUACGUACCGGCCUGCACGAGAAGGACCGCACAAGAGGAGCCGGUGACCGUCGCACACGGGGUGCCGGCAUGACGGGCGGUAACAAGCGCGGCAAAGAGAAACCGAAGUGCGUCAUUCUAUGA